Molecule: messenger RNA, 1206 nt
Organism: Hevea brasiliensis (rubber tree)
Lineage: Eukaryota; Viridiplantae; Streptophyta; Magnoliopsida; Malpighiales; Euphorbiaceae
Product: transcription factor MYB93
Exons: 3
Coding region: 109-1101 (330 amino acids)
Source: RefSeq, a predicted model, not a curated record
ACUUAAGUCCGUGUAUAAAUAGGAAAGGAAGAGUUCUGCUGGGAGCUAGCAGAGGGAAGCAAAACAAAUUGAGAGCAAACUUAGUGAUAUAGAGGAAAUUAAGCAAAGAUGGGGAGGUCUCCUUCUUGUGAUGAGAAUGGCCUGAAAAAAGGACCCUGGAUCCCUGAAGAAGAUCAAAAACUUGUUGACUACAUCCAAAAACAUGGACAUGGAAGUUGGCGAGCUCUCCCAAAGCUUGCAGGUCUUAACAGAUGUGGCAAGAGCUGUAGGUUAAGGUGGACAAAUUACCUGAGGCCUGAUAUCAAGAGAGGGAAAUUUUCUCAAGAAGAAGAGCAAACAAUUCUAAAUCUCCACUCUGUUCUUGGAAACAAAUGGUCAGCUAUUGCCAGUCACCUCCCAGGCCGUACAGAUAACGAGAUCAAGAAUUUUUGGAACACCCAUUUGAAGAAGAAGCUGAUACAGAUGGGUAUUGAUCCAAUGACACACCUACCAAGAACUGACCUAUUUGCCAGCUUGCCUCAUCUUAUUGCCUUAUUGAACCUAAAAGACCUAGUGGACCAUCAUUCAUUAGACGAACAUGCCAUGAGAUUACAGGCAGAAGCUGUCCAUUUAACUAAGCUUCAAUAUUUACAGUGUCUUCUCCAAUCAGCAACUUCAAUGACCUCGAACUCUUAUAGCCAAAAUGACAUUACGGACAUGGAUAUUCUAAAUUUGUUGAAUGAAAUUCCAGCUAUCAAAGAAACCCCAUUACUAAAUUCAUCACAGCUGGAGAAUCCAGCCUUUGGACUUGCUACCUCUCAACCGCUCCACUAUUCAAAUCUAUUGCCUCAAUUGUCUGACCCUCAAGUCCCUUUCAACUAUCAACCCUCUUUGAAUAGUGAGAUGGGUCAAGCAGCAACCUCAGCUACCAUGGUCAGCCAAGGAAAUAAUAAUAACCCAUCUGAUUCUUCGUGGGUUCUUCCAUCUCCUACUCCUUCCAUUCCUCCAACUGUAACAGAGACUUCAAUAAGCAAUCUGGGUGAUGCUAGCAGCACCACUUCUAGCUAUGGUGGUUGGUCUGAAUUCUUUCUUGACGAUUCUAUUAUGCAGGAGAUUUCCUAGUUACUAACUAAUAUCUAAGAGAUUUGGAGUUAUAUCUUCUCGUGUUUGAUUUGUUGAUCCUUUCAAUAACCAUAGAAUUUCUAUAUAUACAUUUACAUACACAAA